Molecule: messenger RNA, 1790 nt
Organism: Oryza sativa Japonica Group (Japanese rice)
Lineage: Eukaryota; Viridiplantae; Streptophyta; Magnoliopsida; Poales; Poaceae
Product: lysine-specific demethylase JMJ30
Molecular function (GO): 2-oxoglutarate-dependent dioxygenase activity
Source: RefSeq, a predicted model, not a curated record
CCACCCAAGCUCCUCCAUCCAGGAGCACACUCUCACUCUUUUCCGGAACAUUCCAGAAUGAUCUUCCGCGAGAAAAUAUCUCGCACCAUAAAUAUCUCACCACCCUCGACUCGAGCUCGAGCCUCGCCUACGCAACCGACCACCUCAUCACCCCCGAAAAUAUCUCCUCCUCUUUUGCGCUUUUUCUACCCGCUCCGAUGGCCACCGGCGGCGAGCCGCGGGCGGCGGCGGCGGCGGAGGGCGGGGAGAAGCGGGCGGCGCUGCUGAGGGAGAUCACGGAGGAAGGCGGGUUCGCGUUCGUGGCGUCGGCGGAGAAGGCGGCGGCCGACGGGGACCUCCGCGCGGCGGAGGCGGCGCGGGAGAUGGCGUGGGAGCAGCUGCACGCGUGCCCGCGGAGCGAGGUCGGGCGCGCGUGGAGGGACGCCUACGCGCUCGCGUGCCUCCACGUGGCCGCGCUCCGCGUUGCCGGCGGCGGCGGCGACGGCCGACGCGCCGCGCUCCGGGCGCUCGACAUGGGCCUCAUCAUGGGUGGCGACCUCCUCCGCGCCGAGCUGGAGGAAGCCAUCGCGCGGGUGGUCGCCGACCGUAGCCGCGGCUGCGGUGGCGGUGGUGGCGACGGCGCCGGAGAGAACGGAGCUGAUGUUGAGAAAUGGAUGGAAGGCCUAACCAGGAAACGAGACCUCGCCGAUGUGCUCAAAGUUCUGCCAGUGAAGUCCUUAUCUUGUAAGCAAAUCGAGAGGCGAUCAUGCAUUUCUUUGGAGGCAUUUAUACGUGAUUACUUUUUAUGUGAGUCCCCUGUUAUACUCAGUGGCUACAUCGAUCACUGGCCUGCACGGACAAAGUGGAAGGACAUAAGAUACCUAGAGAGGAUUGCAGGAGAUCGGACUGUUCCUGUUGAGGUUGGAAAAAAAUAUUUGUCUAGUGAGUGGAAACAGGAGCUUAUCACAUUUUCUCAGUUUCUUGAGAUGAUGUGGUCAUCUGAUUGUUCUGCAAACUUGACAUAUCUAGCGCAGCAUCCACUGUUUGACCAGAUAAAAGAGCUCCGUGAAGACAUAAUGGUUCCUGAAUAUUGUAACGCUGGUGGUGGGGAACUCCAAAAGCUCAAUGCCUGGUUUGGCCCUGAAGGGACGGUUACACCAUUGCAUCAUGACCUGUAUCAUAACCUUUUUGCUCAGGUCUUGGGCAGGAAAUAUUUUAGACUCUAUUCUGCUUCCAUCUCCAAUGACCUUUACCCUCACAGAGAAACUAUGCUAAGCAAUAUUAGUCAGAUCUUGACAACAUUAACGUAAAUGAGUUCCCGAGGACAGGAGACGUUGAAUUCAUGGACGGCAUAUUGGAGGAAGGUGACCUGCUUUACAUUCCACCAAAAUGGUGGCAUUACGUUAGAUCUCUCUCUACUAGUUUCUCUGUUAGCUUCUGGUGGCGAACGUCAAUUCCUCCUCCUCAGGGCUCGUAAUGUUAUUGUUUUGAUCAUCCAUGACGUUUGCGUUUCUAUCAUCAGAUGUUAGAAACCCAAGAAAAACUUAAUUGAACCCAUGUUUUAUGAUCCACUAUUUUGUGGGUACGGCCUUGUUACGGUCCGUGUAUAUCAUACUAGCGUGUGUUACAAUCUUCUAGUACUUCUGUAUGACCAGAAACAACCGGGAUAGUCCUAGGGGUAAAGCCACAGAGGCACACAAUUCACAAAAACAGUGCCAAAAUUAGACAUCUCUGGCUUUUAAAGAAGUGAAAACUGAUUAUGCUGUAAUGUACUCCCUCCGUCCCAUAAUAUAAGGGAUUUUGACAUUUUA